This is a messenger RNA of Physella acuta, 1470 nucleotides long. Its product is annotated as orexin receptor type 2. Gene Ontology annotation, biological process: G protein-coupled receptor signaling pathway. Gene Ontology annotation, cellular component: plasma membrane. Gene Ontology annotation, molecular function: G protein-coupled receptor activity. Lineage: Eukaryota; Metazoa; Mollusca; Gastropoda; Physidae. The record is from RefSeq and is a predicted model, not a curated record.
AACUGGUCCUUUAUUGGAUACUGUUACCUGACCUAAUUUCUCUUUUGGACAUAAUUAGCUUUAUAGCUAUUGAAUUAUAGUUAACUUUUAUUAAUUUAAAAAAAAAUACCAUACUAGAAAGGAACUAGUAUUCCAAGUAUAAAGUACAGAAAAGACUCUCAAAGAUGAACCAGAGUUCCGGAAUGAACGAGAGCUUAAGGUAUCGUUACCUGGACGAGCUGCAGAAUAAGACAAAUCUAACCCUCAUACCUGUGUUCAUCUACCUGUUUUUGUUGCUGUUCCUAGGUCUACUAGGGAACUCUCUGAUUUUGGUCGUCUAUCUGAAGAAGCAGAGAAAAACAGCGACGAUUAUUUUGAUAUUGUCUAUCGCUUUGUUGGAUCUUAUAACGAAUAUUGUUAUCAUCCCAGCGACGCUGUACGACUUCUUCCACACGUGGAACUACCAUCACGCCCCCUUGUGCAAGUCGUACCUCUACCUCAACAACUUCAUGGCGUCAGCAUCGGCCAUCUUGUUACUGGCGGUCGCCGUGGUCAGAUAUAGAAAGAUCUGCAACCCUUUCAAAAAACAAGUGACAGCUAAACAGGCCAAAAUCAUAAGCGCUGCCAUUAUCCUGAUAUCCCUAGUGUGGAGUAUCCCAUACGGGAUAACCCAUGGUCGCCAGACGAAGACAACUCCGAAUAAAAACAUCACCAGCUUCCAUUGCAGCAUAGACGACGAUUUUGUAGGCACCAUUUGGCCGGAAGUUGUCAAUGGGUUCGCCAUUGUGGUAUUUUUAGCCUGCGGGAUUCCCCUGUCGGCGAUGUAUGUUUUUAUCGGGAUUCAAGCGUGGAAGCACAGCCAAAUUUACGGCAUGCGCACAUCUUCAAGAAGGAGGCACGCGGCACAAGCAAAGAUAAAAAACAACGUCGUUGAACCUGGAUUGAAGAACGAAGAUAAAACCGAAGAAAAGAGUACCUCGACCGACGAAGACGAAGAAGAAGAAACCGAGGAAACAAAAGAACAAAACCGAACCCAAGAAACAAUCGAUUUAUCGCUGACGAAAGAAAACAAAAACGAAACUAGCUCCGUAUCGGGAAUCACCGCUACGCAGUCUAAAACCGGAAAUGCAGUAACUGACCUACCCACGAAUCGUAACAGGCGACACGUCAACGGAAAAACGACGCUGAUGUUGUUCGCUAUAAGCGCGGUGUACGUCGUGACUAACUUAACGACGCUGUGUCUUGUUCUAGUCCGAGCGGUCAAAACUGAUUAUAUAAACAGCCUGGGCAUGGUGGCUGAUUCCUUCUAUAAACUCUUCAUGCUGAGUUACUUACUGAACUGUGCUGUCAAUCCCAUCAUAUACAGCAUGUGUGACAAGCACUUCAGACAGCAGUGCUUGUAUAUACUGUCUUAUCUUAGAUGUUGUUAAUAUAGUAGGCUACUUGCGUAUAUAUAUAUAUAUAUAUAUAUAUAUAUAUAUAUAUAUAUAU